ACAAUCCAACAAAUAUCAUCAAUUUUUAACUAUUAAAUUCAUAAAAUGAAUAAUAAAUUAGUUUUUUAUUAAUUAAAUUCAUUAAAAUUAUGUCAUUUUGCUUAGAAUGCGUAAGUCGAUCAUACCUGUCAUACCGGUGGUGUCAUGCCGGUUUUAUGACCGGCACAGGUUGAACCAGGUGGCAUGCCACCGGCAUGACAACCACUCACAUGGCAUCCUGCGCUUGGCACCGUGGCUUCAAUUUUAGCGAUGAUUGAAAGAAAAAAAACAAAUAUUGUGUUGUCGUUCCAAUGGAGAAAAUCUUCUAUGAGUUUAAAUCGGUAGAUGGUUUUUAGUGGUAUGGAACGAUUGAAUUAUGGCUAAACUAUAUUUUCGGUAUAAAAUAGUAAAAUACUCUACCGAUGAAUUUUCCGAUAAGACCGUCUCCGAUACGGUUUUACAAUUUUUGUUUUCACAAGAAUACUUGUCAAUGUGCCUAGAGGAGCUUUAUCUGUAAGAUCCAAAUUUCAAAUUUGUUUAUAGUUCUUAGAAUAUUUGAUGUCUUAUUACUAUUAUCUAACAAAUUGAAGUCUAUCAAACUACACCAACAAAAAAAUUGAUUACGUACUGUGCCAUGAUCCUGUAUCGUUUUAAAUUAGAUUGAAGUGGUAUAUAUAUAGAUCCUUUCUCACGUAGGGGUUACAGUGGGGCAACCACGGCAACUCCGCUAGAAACAUAAAAAAAGUAUACAUGUUUUACGUAAGAAAAACAAAACAUAAAAAAUGAAGUUUUGGCAAUUAUCGAUACGGUCGAUGAGGAGGUAGCCGACAGAGAACUUGCCGGUCGGCUUCCCGCCGCCGACAGGCAUUCGGUAUGGGUGCUUCCCCGAGCCGACGAAGGUCACUUUAUUUAUAUACUUCGUUAUUCUUCAAAGUAAACAAACGCAUUGGAGAAUGUGGAAUGGAGAGGUCUCGGAGACUAUGACAUGUCGCCACCAUAUAUCUGAAAGCAUCAUUAUAAUGGAAUAAUUUAAUUGAACUAAUUUUAAAUUAAUAACAGAUUAACCAAAAUAUGAAAGUUAAAUGUAACUUGAUUUGUUUAUUCAAAUGCAAAUAUUCGUCAUGUAUCUCAAAGUGUCUUUAAAAUUGGAGGGCUUAAGAAAAUGAUUGUUUUAAACUGAAAUUAAUUAUUUAAUUGAUGUAAACUGAAAUUAAUAACUAAACUGAAGGACUUAAGUUAAUUGAUGUAAUUGUAGAAAAGGGGAAAAGGCUUACCAUAAAAAGCAAAGGGAAAGAAGAAACAUUCUUCCUUCCUGGACCUGGCGGCUUUGACAUGAUCAUUAAGCUAAAAUUAGCAUGGACAAUUUAAAUUGGUUCCGAUUUUUUUUUUUGUUUUAUUUUUGUUACUUGUGUUUUUUGGUACUCAUGCAUGCAUGAUGUAUAAUUUCCAGCAUAUCUUUUCAUUCCCUCUCCAUUUCCAGCAUAUAACAACCAUCUUCAUUAAUGGUAUGUUAAUAAGUGCCCUUGGGCGUUAAAACAACUAAUUAAAUGUGACUUGUGAAAAAAAUACAAAUUUCUUAGGAGAUUAAAACGUAAUUAAUUCAUUUUUAACUUUCAAGGUGAAAACGUUAUAUAGUCGGUGAUAGGAAAUCCCCUCAUACAAAGGACUAUAAAUACUCAGCUCCCACAAACUUUUUUUUUCCCUCAGUACAAGCCAAAAAAAAAACGACAAGAGAAUUUUACUUAACAAAGCAAAAAGCACAAAGUCUAAAAAUGACAAAGCAGUCGCCCUUAGCAGUGGUUGUCGUCCUGAUCAUGGUAAGUGCCCUUGUGUCUGUGAAGCCGGUAGCGUCAUCGUGUUAUGAAUCAUGGUACGGCUCAUCUCGUCCGCUCUCUCAUAAGGAGCUGCAAUGGGAGUCGCAGAAGAGCCUGGCCGUGUUUGCGGUGGAGGAGCACAAUAAGGCGCUCUCGGGUGCUCAACGGUUGAAGCUGAUAAGCAUCGACGAGGGUGUUUAUUACCCUUUAUCACCCAGUACGGAUUUUACCAGUAUGAAUAUUACUGCAUCCAACAGCUCUGGCCAAGCCAAGUACUGGAUCUUUGUCACCCACAGCAUUGCUUAUGAUCACCUUGACCUGAAAUGCUUCGAGAAAAUUUAGUUAAAGAUGGAUGUUAUUUGAAAGCUUUGCGUAUAGUAAUAAUAAUGUUUUGAUGUU
Linum trigynum is the source of this 2192-nucleotide messenger RNA. The record is from the annotation of a GenBank genome assembly. Lineage: Eukaryota; Viridiplantae; Streptophyta; Magnoliopsida; Malpighiales; Linaceae.